GAAAAGUUCACAAUAUGCUCUGGAGUCUUCCUAGCGCUUAUUUUUUAGCUUUGAUAUUUUAAUGAAGAAAGGGGCAGUAACAUACAAAAUGGAGUUAUAGAAAACAUCAUGUUAGCGUUAAUACUAAGUAAAUUCUUCAGAGUAACUUAAUAAAUGUUGAGAAGUGAUAAGCAAAUGGUGAUAGCAACUCGUAAAAUAUUAGACUUUUACGACCUAGGAAAACGCUUUUACGGAUUUCGAACCCCCUCAAGAAAAAUUCUGGGUACGGGCCUGGUUACCACUACAUUUUUUAUCAAGGACAAUGCGUAUUAUGACUCACAAAGUCAAGCUUUCUUUUAAGAACAACGCUUGAUUGAUGAUAGUUCUUUUAGAUUAUUGUCACUACACAACAACCAGUGAUACAUUAAGGCUGGAUAUUAUUUUUGAUUUUUUUGGGAUCUCUAAGAGCUGUGAAACACCUUGACGAUUGAAAUAACUUAGGCUGCUAUCUUGGUAUGUUCAAGCUUUAUUAUUUAUAUAACGCAAAAGGCUGGGUUCGCUUAUAUUAUUUGAGCAAUUGUCGUAACGCGAAAAUAAUGCUGUCGCAGCGUCACUAAAUGUUUGACUUAUAUUUGAAAUUAACCGUAGUAACCUAUGUAUGGGAAGCACUUAUUUAGUUUGUGCUCUAAAAUAACUUAAAAUCAAGCUGCGUCAGAGCGUCUGCCCUGAAGAAGUCUUAUUAAAGAUGAACAUUUGGCAGAGUCGAAUACCAGUUUUUGGUGUAUAAUAUUAUAUAUAUGGAUAAAUACAGUAGCGGGAAAAACUACGGUUUGGAGUAGAGGGAAAAUAACAAAUAGUGGAAAAGAUCGCUUAUUUUCAAGUAUAGACUUCUUCUUUAAAUAGGUCUUAAUUUUAGCUAAACCAACACUAACAGUAACAAAGAACAAAUAUAGGCAAUCUUUUUAGAGUUGAAGAUUUAUUAACGAAAAAGACAUGCCUCAAUUUUAAUGGAGGAUAUUUUGAGGGCUCACUUUUUUUUAAAUAAGCAAUUAUGGGGCUCUUGUUUCGAAGAGAGGACUUAAUAAAAGCUGUAUUGUAUUUGCAUAAGGGGGGCGGCACGCAAUUUGGCACAGAAAGCGAACGAAACUCAACAAAUGGUCAUUGUGCAUUUAGCAUUAGUGACACUUAAAUUCCUCGUCCAAAAUAAUGACCAAUCGAGUGAAAUACCGAGCGGGCACCAGGCCAUUAAAUACACGUUGACAUCGGAACAAGCAUUAUUAUAUUAGAGAAAAAAGCAAGUGGCCGAUUAUAAUUAAAACAUAACACUAUUUGACUGUUUUUGUGACCACGGAACAAAACAAUAUUUAAAACUAUUUAAAAUAAACAAGGUGUUAGAUGCUCAAGAACUGAGAGUAAAGAGCCAUUUGUUAAGGUGGCGCAUAAGUUAGCGUUUGUUUAUCUUCAUUAAAACCUCUAUUAGCCGUGUGUAAAAAAAAAAAAUAACAAAAACGUGCGUAAGCAUACAUUCAUGAAUAUUUCACUAGGGAUGCAAACAUCUUUAUUUUUAAUGACAUAAUCAAUAUACCACUUAGCCAUCGAUGGUGGUAAGAGGGAAUGACGAAUGCUUGACUUUCUAUAAUAAAAAUGAAAAUGUUAUUUGCUAUUAAUAACCCGCGACAAUGUGUAUCUUGCGUCCAGGGCAUCUUACUCGAACAGCGUAUAUAUAAAUAUAUAUACCGCUGACAUAGCAGUCUGCGGUUUCCGCCUUUGUUUACCACAGGCUUCCCUCUGUGUCUUUUGUUACUUGUACCUGCUUUGUCAAAACCCCUGAUUAAAAACUUGAAAGAAUGUUCGGAAAAAAAUAUUAGUUAGUGCGAAAUUAGAUUGUGUGUUUAACGAAAUUGCGGGAGCUCUAUGGAGCCGGUAUUUUAUUUAGUUUAGUCGAACUAAUAUAAAAUUUCGUUGCGGUGACGUGCACGUUGUUCCACAUACCCCCAAAUAAAAACAACGGAUUCUAUUGCUUACUCACUGGAUGUUUUAGAUCUAUAAUUGAUUAAGUUAAUCAAGUCUCUGUCAUUGGAAGGAAUUAACGAUAGUAUGUCGUACUGUGGGUAUACAAAGUCUCACCAGACCGACAAGCGGGCGAUCAGCGAGUUGUCUAGAGUGUCUCUUUGUUUUCAAGGAUUUCUAAGUGAUGAAAAAAUGAGUUGCUGAGUACAGCCUCAAAGCCCAAAAGUCAGGAAAGACUCUACGCAUAAACAACAUACUGCGAGAAUGCCGUGGAGAAAAACACACUAGUCAGGAAUUAUAUACGAGAAGCUUGCCGUUAAACGGGAAUGUGUAACGGGAAUGCGUGACAGGAAUGUCAAGUGACGUCACGUGCAUCACGUGAGCUAAUGGGGCGCAUCACGGUGCGAUGGGUCGUUACCAGGAUAACCGUGGUGUUUCUGGUCCUUGGGGUGUUCCAGCUUGUCACGUACAUCGGGCUGGACGGUUCUGUGCUCCGACACUUAGAGUGCACAAACCCAGCUCCGACUACACGGAACCCUGGCAAGAUGCGGGAGGACCAGCGCUAUCCUACCUUACCAGUAGUUACGAAAACACCUGCGCAUACAAACGCACCCAUAACAAGCCUACACGACUCGCAAUUGGCAGAUUCCGAGAGACGGAAAUUGGCCGCGGAUUUGAAAGGACUGGCGCUGGCAUUGAUGGAGACUCAGAGAACUGUUGUGACGUCACUUCCUGUUUAUCAUCGCAUGGGUGAACACGUGACUUCGAUAAAUAGGAUUCUGGACUCGAUACACGUGCGGCGUGUACAAAACGCCAACUCGUUCAACCCAGCUGAAGGAAGAACAGGGCAGGAGAGAAAACGAGAACAAGAAAUUUGUCCCGAAACAUUCCAAGGGAAGAACCUAGCCCAUGGGUACCCGUGGUUCCGUACGGGAUUCGCGCGGGACAACUGUACAGACUUUAAGCCGAUUAAUAGACUCAUCACUAUAAUACUACACCUACCUGGGAAACAACAAAAGCCCCAUGUAGAGAGGAUAUUGGCAAAUAUCGCGAAGUAUUACCCGGGUAUGAGGGUACAUGUUAUGACAGACACCAAGCUAACGCUAUCUGUUUCUAAUAUUGAUAUUUUAUUAGUACAAGGAAUCGAUGACUCAGCGCAAGGGGCAUUAUGGGACAAAAUGAUCAGGACAGUCAAUACCCCGUAUGUAUUUUGUGCCAGCAACGUAACACACUUUGAUGACGAUAUCGAUCUCGAGAGAUUAGUUCGAGAGUUGAGUACCAACGAAGAGGUGGUCAUCGUUGGUGGGAGUCACAGGGACCAGAAAGGGAGAUGGGAUAUCGGCUGCCAACAAACUUUGUUCCGUAACUGGACGAUGUACCACCGAGGAGGGUACUAUUACUCCUUCCAAGACUGCCUUGUAUGUGAUUAUUUGUCCGGGCCAUGGGCGGCUAAGACGGACGUUCUACAACAAAUUGGGUUUGACGAAAGUCUUCCAGGCGGAGCAUUUCAUGACCUGUUUUGGCGUCUCAAGCGCUCAACCCCUCGCCGCCUCUCAUUAUCCUGUCCCGAUGUCAUGUUCAACAUCUACACCUCACCCGUUUCCGAUCAAGCCUACGUGGACUUUGCCCGGAAGUGGGAUAUCAAGAAAUGGCUGGAUCCUGAUGGUAGGGUCCGGUGGUACGGGUGCAGGCGUGGCCACGAGUACACGUCUUCAAGCAGUACUUGUAGUUUGACCAAGAGCUUGGCGGUGCCCCCGUGCGAUCUGGAGAACCUCGCCGACGCCAUCAAGUUUGUCAUGAAGGAGUGUGAGAACGCGGGUUUAUUCUGUGAGCUUCAGGAAGGCACACUUUUAGGUGCUGUGAAGCUUAACAAAGUUUUACCAUGGGAACGCGACGCGGAUAUUACCUUCCUCACAGCAAACUACACAGCGUUCAAAAAACUUGGACCGAAAUUCAAAGAACAGGGUUACUCAAUAAGUGAUGAUGAUGCCUCUCUGUGGUGUUGUGUCGACGGGCGACAAGCAGGUGGCAAGUUCCGUAUCUCGACCUCGCGGUUCACGAUAGAGAUGUACGGUCAGCAUAUGAUGGAGUCUGAGCUACUGGUGGCCAGCGGUCAACAACCCACCAAGGUGGACUUUGCUGGGAUGUUAGUCAAUGUGGUCCGUAAUCCGGGCAUGUACGCCCGUAAUCGCUACGGUCCGAACCACUUCCGACACGAGGAGCACUGGAUGGAUAUGGGACGGGAGACCGGCUGGUCCUUCUACAAUCCAGGCAAAUUUACCAAAUGCACUGAACCUGGUCAUUCCGCUUGCCUGGACCAGUACCCUGCUGAUGGUAACUUACAGUUUAGUGACUACACCACCAUGUAGCACUUUGUCUGGUCAAUUAUCCUGGACUACUUUAGUUGGUAACCUACAGUUUAGUGACUAUACCACCCUGUAGCACUUUGUCUGGUCAAUUAUCCUGGACUACUUUAGAUGGUAACCUACAGUUUAGUGACUAUACCACCCUGUAGCACUUUGUCUGGUCAAUUGUCCUGGACUACUUUAGAUGGUAACCUACAGUUUAGUGACUAUACCACCCUGUAGCACUUUGUCUGGUCAAUUAUCCUGGACUACUUUAGAUGGUAACCUACAGUUUAGUGACUACACCACCCUGUAGCACUUUGUCUGGUCAAUUGUCCUGGACUACUUUAGGUGGUAAUCUACAGUUUAGUGACUAUACACCACCCUGUAGCACUUUGUCUGGUCAAUUGUCCUGGACUACUUUAGAUGGUAACCUACAGUUUAGUGACUAUACCACCCUGUAGCACUUUGUCUGGUCAAUUAUCCUGGACUACUUUAGAUGGUAACCUACAGUUUAGUGACUACACCACCCUGUAGCACUUUGUCUGGUCAAUUGUCCUGGACUACUUUAGGUGGUCAUCUACAGUUUAGUGACUAUACACCACCCUGUAGCACUUUGUCUGGUCAAUUGUCCUGGACUACUUUAGUUGGUAAUCUACAGUUUAGUGACUACACCACCCUGUAGCACUUUGUCUGGUCAAUUGUCCUGGACUACUUUAGUUGGUAAUCUACAGUUUAGUGACUACACCACCAUAUAGCACUUUGUCUGGUCAAUUGUCCUGGACUACUUUAGUUGGUAAUCUACAGUUUAGUGACUACACCACCAUGUAGCACUUUGUCUGGUCAAUUGUCCUGGACUACUUUAGAUGGUAAUCUACAGUUUAGUGACUACACCACCCUGUAGCACUUUGUCUGGUCAAUUAUCCUGGACUACUUUAGUUGGUAACCUACAGUUUAGUGACUAUACCACCCUGUAGCACUUUGUCUGGUCAACUGUCCUGGACUACUUUAGUUGGUAAUCUACAGUUUAGUGACUACACCACCCUGUAGCACUUUGUCUGGUCAAUUGUCCUGGACUACUUUAGAUGGUAAUCUACAGUUUAGUGACUAUACCACCAUGUAGCACUUUGUCUGGUCAACUGUCCUGGACUACUUUAGUUGGUAAUCUACAGUUUAGUGACUACACCACCAUGUAGCACUUUGUCUGGUCAACUGUCCUGGACUACUCUGGGUGGUAACCUACAAGUUAGUGACUAUGGUCAGCUUGCCCAGGAAAGGCUGUUUAGCGAUCGUUGUGUGGUUUGCUUCCAAAAUGUCGCUUGCUCUACAGGAUAGGGGUGCAAUCGGACUCUGCAAUUCCCUUAGUCUCCCUUAGACUUUUUUAUUACUCUAAUUCUUUAGUACUUAAACAGGCUAUUUUAGUGCCUGAAUUUCAUAGUACUUGUCUUAUGGUCUAAUGGUCUCUUGUAUUAUGAUCACCAAGACUGUGUGUAACAUUUACAAGUCAUUUGCGAUGAAAGACUUUUUAAAGUUAUAUUAUAAUGGUAUUUAAAUGACUGUUUUUUAAUAAAGAAAUAGGCGUUGUGGUGUCAAAACUUAA
This is a messenger RNA of Nematostella vectensis (starlet sea anemone), 5934 nucleotides long. RefSeq lists its product as uncharacterized. Lineage: Eukaryota; Metazoa; Cnidaria; Anthozoa; Actiniaria; Edwardsiidae. The transcript is spliced from 6 exons. Gene Ontology annotation, cellular component: Golgi apparatus. Gene Ontology annotation, biological process: protein O-linked glycosylation via mannose. Bases 2376 to 4358 code for a protein of 660 amino acids. The record is from RefSeq and is a predicted model, not a curated record.